AUGGACCAGGAAGCCGCCUCCUCCACGGUGCUCCGCCUCCUCCGCCGCCUCUGCGCGGCCGCGCCUGGUCCCGGCGGUGCCUGGAGGGAGGAGCUCAUGGCCUUCCUAUGGCGCCUAUGGAGCCGGCUCCAGGCGUGCAAGAACCUGCACCGCGCGGCGCCGGUGCCCGUCGCUGACACCCGCACGCUCGACGGCGACCACGCGCAGGCGACCGAGGACGUGAGCAAGGACGCCGAGCUCGACAUCGACGUCAUGAGCAAGAACGACGGCCAGGCGGAGCUCCGCAAGGACGGCGACGACGCGCAGGCGACCGAGGACGACGACGACUACUUGGCCAAGAAAGAGGGCGACGACGCCGGCUACUUCUCCUGCGAGACCGAGGACACCGAACACGAUGACGAAGGUUACUUCUCCUGCGAGACCCAGGACGACAAGGAACGCGCGUUCGGCAUCCAGUCCGACGACGCCCGCAGCACGGAGCGCGCGCUUGACAUUGAAGUCGCCAAGCUCAAGAACGGCCAGGACACCCACCUCGCCAGCGCGGCCGACCUCAGCAAGGGCAAGAACGACGGCCAGGCGGAGCUCCGCAAGGACGGCGACGACGCGCAGGCGACCGAGGACGACGACGACUACUUGGCCAAGAAAGAGGGCGACGACGCCGGCUACUUCUCCUGCGAGACCCAGGACACCGAACACGCUGACGAAGGUUACUUCUCCAGCGUCAACGAGGAAGACGCCGACGCCGACGCCGACAGCAAGAACGAUCGCGCGUUCGGCAUCCAGUCCGACGACGCGGACGACAAGGAGCGCGACGUCAUGGGCAAUAACGCCGAGCUCGACGGCCCGGCCGUGAUCGGCAACAAGAAGGGGUUCGGCGUCUGCUCCCAGAUGGAGGUGCAGAAGGCACCUGCUCUGGCCCCGUGGGGCUCUGCUCGUGCGGGUCGAGCUCCUGCUCGUGCCGUUGAAGAGGAGGACGACGACCGCAGAGCCAUCCACCUCAAGUACGUGGAGCUUUGCGCCUCAUUCAAGGGCAACAAAACCUAUUGCUUCUCCUGUUUCAUGGAGAGCCAGCAAAAGAAGCCUGCCGAGAUCGAAAAGAGAAUGGAACAGGCCACGAAACACAUGGAUUCUUCUCACAAGUCAAGCUCAAAUCCUCGCAAGUGCAAAAAAAAGGGCUGCUUUGCCAUGUCAAGAAUUUCACAAGACAUCGGCCACCACGAGAAAUUCGCACAUGGACUCUAGUUUGAUCGAUCCAUAGUAGUAACUUCUCGCCAGUGAAAUUACGCUGAUAGGGUAGAACGUGAUCGCAAUGUGCUUCACUGGGUUAGAAUGCGGCCCUGAUAACUUUUGAACUGUAAAUUUUCAGUUUCAUUUUACUUGUUGAACGUGGAGAAUUUUAUGGAUGAAUUCGACCUCUGUAUAUACUUCU
Messenger RNA from Hordeum vulgare subsp. vulgare (domesticated barley), 1429 nucleotides. RefSeq names its product putative surface protein SACOL0050. The transcript has 2 exons. Lineage: Eukaryota; Viridiplantae; Streptophyta; Magnoliopsida; Poales; Poaceae. The record is from RefSeq and is a predicted model, not a curated record. The coding region runs from base 1 to 1242 and encodes 413 amino acids.